UGCUUUAUUCACAUUGGGAGCAGUCCCUGUGUGUGUGUGCGUGUGUGUAGAGACGGGUUAAGGAUAAACAGUUUGGGCUAAAUGGGUGAUUACGGGUUCGCCUUACAGUCGGCGCUCCUCAGCAGUAGCGGCAGCUAUAACAGUCUCCCUCUCGCGUCGCUUUCAGCGUCCAAGCACCGUAGCAGUCCAACGAAUGUGGUGUACGAUAUCCUCAAUAAUAACUCGUCUCUGUUUCUCCCCCUUGCAGCUCAGCAAACCAUGCAGGAUGAUUUACUGAUGGACAAAAGCAAAGCUCAGCCUCACCAGCAGCAGCAGCAACAGCAGCAGCCAGACCCAGCGAGCGUCGAGCCUCCUUCCACGCCGACUCCCUCACCGUCCGAGCCGGCGAUCUCUGAGGACAGCAGCCCGUCGAACGGGAGCAGCCAAGCGCCUUCGGUCCAAAGCAGCAAAGAGAAAGUAGCAAUGGAGUCGCCGAUCCUGCCGGGUCUGGGCUUCCCGGAGACCGGCGGCAACUCCUUGUCUCCUUCGUUCGCCAGCACUUGGUCGUCGGGAACGGCGAACGCGGUGGACGAUAGUUUUUUCCAAGGAAUCCCCUCGGUGAACGGCACCAUGCUUUUCCAGAACUUCCCGCACCACGUCAACCCGGUUUUCGGAGGCGGCUUUUCGCCGCAGAUCGGCUUGGCACAGUCACAGCAGCAGCAAGUACAGCAGCAGCAGCAGCAGCAGAGGAGGUCUCCGGUCAGCCCCAACCAGGCUGCUUUUCCUCAGCGGAACGCGUACAGCCACCAGGCCGUGGUGAACAGCAAGGCCUCGCCGUCCUCGUCCUCCUCGUCGUCGGCGUGGAGCGCUCAGCAGAGCGCCGUGUGGAGCUCCGGCUCCAACCCCUGGAGCGGGCUGCCGGCCGGCCGGGACCCGCGGAGAGCCGUCGGGGUCGGUGUAGGAGUCGGCCUGCCUUCGGCUCUUAACCCCAUCUCUCCGAUGAAGAAGCCCUACCCGACUAAUGUCAUCGCCCCGCCGAAGUUCCCCAGAGCCGCCCCGCUCACCCCAAAGCCCUGGCUGGAGGACAACGCCUUCAGGACGGACAACGGCAACAAUAUGUUACCUUUUCAGGACCGGAAUCGGCCCUUUGAUCCAUUUAACUUGCAAACUUUGGAGAAUUCCUUAAUGGAUAUGAUAAGGACUGACCACGACAAAGGUAAACACCACCCUGUCGGGGGCCCACCAAUGACUAUCGCUGAUAUUGUAUGGAGGAAUCAUUUUGCAGGACGCAUGGGUCUGAACUUUCACCACCCAGCAGCAGAACACAUAAUGCCACUGACCAGGAGUUAUGGUCGCAGAAGAGGUCGCUCAUCACUGUUUCCUUUCGAGGAUGGCUUUUUGGAUGAUGCUCAUGGAGAUCAGUCUCUCACUCCGGGGCUGAACUCCCCCACUCGCUGUCAGAACGGUGAGAGGAUGGAGCGUUAUUCCAGGAAGGUCUUUGUUGGUGGACUGCCUCCAGACAUAGAUGAAGAUGAGAUCACCAAUAGUUUCCGUCGCUAUGGACACCUGGUGGUGGACUGGCCCCAUAAAGCAGAAAGCAAGUCCUACUUUCCUCCUAAAGGUUACGCCUUCCUGCUUUUCCAGGAAGAGAGUUCCGUUCAGGCUCUCAUCGAUGCCUGCAUUGAGGAAGAUGGAAAACUCUACUUGUGCGUCUCUAGCCCCACUAUUAAAGACAAACCAGUCCAGAUCCGCCCGUGGAAUCUGAGCGACAGUGACUUUGUGAUGGACGGCUCUCAGCCUCUGGACCCUCGCAAGACCAUCUUUGUGGGAGGAGUCCCUCGACCUCUGCGCGCAGUGGAGUUGGCAAUGAUUAUGGACCGGCUGUAUGGAGGUGUGUGCUAUGCUGGCAUUGACACUGACCCUGAGCUGAAGUAUCCUAAAGGAGCAGGUCGAGUGGCCUUCUCUAACCAGCAGAGCUACAUCGCUGCCAUCAGCGCUCGAUUCGUCCAGUUGCAGCACAACGACAUCGACAAACGGGUGGAGGUGAAGCCGUACGUGCUGGACGAUCAGAUGUGUGACGAGUGCCAGGGUGCGCGCUGUGGAGGCAAGUUCGCCCCGUUCUUCUGUGCCAACGUCACGUGCCUGCAGUACUACUGUGAGUACUGCUGGGCCAGCAUCCACUCACGCGCCGGCCGCGAGUUCCACAAACCGCUGGUGAAGGAGGGAGGAGACCGACCACGCCACGUCUCCUUCCGCUGGAGCUGAUGGAGGAGUCACUCGUCCUCCCUCCCAUCACUUCUUCACUCCCAUCAUCCCCUCCAACCAACUAACCACCACCAUCACCAUCACCACGACUACAACCGAAGAUAACAUGGGUCUUCUUUUAUCCUUUCUUUUUUUUUUUUUUUUUAAAUUACAGCUCUUAAUAUCUUUGUCCACCAUACUCUCUGCUAAUGAACAUUCACUCGAAUAAGAAUUUUGAGUCUUUCUGCUCAGAAAUUUGCACUUUGGCACACAUGUACACACUUGAUGUUAGCUAGGUCAUGACAAUACUGUUCUUUUUUUCAAGUUUACUUCAAUUUCCUCUUGAUUUAGUCAGUCAGUGUUUCCCAAUAGGACAUCAUUAGACAAGAGUGAGACUAUACACACACACACACACAGACACACACACACACACACACACACACAUAUAUAUAUAUAUAUAUAUAUAUAUAUAUAUAUAUAUAUAUAUAUAUAUAUAUAUAUAUAUAUAUAUUUAAAAAAAAGAUUAUAUUUUUGUUUUUUUAAACUAUAUAUAUAUACGCAUAGAUAAUUCCUUUUUUAAUUUUUUUAAUUUAAUUUAAUUUUUUUUAAGGAGCAUGCACUUGUUUUCAGAAAACCUAUAUCAUUGCCCCAAGUAGAAAAUGUGAGGGAACAAAAUUACCAAAGGUGAAAAAUCAACCUUUAUUAAGGGUAAAAGAAAAAAAAAAAAAAUCAUAAAUGAAUCUAAAAUUAGAAUACACCUAUUUGCUCUCCAUUUUGAAAAUAGUUAAUACCUCAUGUGCACAAUCAGAUUUUGUUUCCUUCGCUUAUAAUUUUUAGGCCUUUAUUUUUUUUAAAUAAUAAUAUUUUUUAGUGUUAUGUACAUGUAAUGCUGCAAUAGCUUUUGCUGCUAAAUCCAUGGUAUAUUGAUGUAUACCAUAGUACUUUAUUCAGGCUGGGGAGUGGAUGAGAAUCAGUUAGGGCACCUGGUUGGGAGGUGAACAGGCCGGCAUGAGCGCGAGCAUCGGCCUCGGUGCGGUCGGCUUUCGCCCCUGAACUGCAUGUUUAUCCAAAUCAGGUCGCUGCAUGCAAUAGAAUUUUCAGUAUCAAGUCUAUUAUUCAUCUUGGCCCACUUUGCACAUGACACAGAGCAGGAAAGCGCACAGGAGACGGAGACGCUGCGAGAGGAAAGCCCAUCUCACACGUCGGUUCGUUUUCGAUCUCGCUGAUCAUAUGUCAAUAACUAAAAGCGUGAGCAGACGACUAAAACGCAGUUCUGAUUUAAAAGGCCUAGAUGUAGGAUAAGCCUUCAAACAAGCUGUCUCUAGUAGGUGAAGAACAUUUUCUUUUUCAGUGAUUGUUAAAAUAAUUGUGCAAUUUUUUAUACAGUAUGUAGUUAGGUUUGAGUAUAUGCCUAGAACUGUGAUUCGCUUUAACUGUUCUUGAUGUCUAACAAGUCCUGUGAAAACUUCAUAACCAGUGUAUACAGUACACACACACACACACACACACACACACACACACACACACACACACACACACACACUCUCUUACAUACAGUCUUCCCUGUCCCUCUGUUCCGUAUACACUGACACACGCACACACUUUUGAUAGUUCUCACUCACACAGGAUGUAUAAAAACUACCCCUUCCCUAAAAACUACCAACACCAUUCACUAGAACUAAUACCACGUCAGGCCUCGUUGCUUCUGCCUGACUAGUGAAGUGAUCAGUAGACAAAAAAAAAAAAAAAAGUACUGCAGUGAUGUGUGUGUGUUUCCCUCAAAGACCCACAUAAAGAGUUCAGACAGUGUGACUGCAGCACAUUGGAUUAACAUCAGAACAUUGUGUGCUCGCCGCAUUUAUAUAUCUAUAUAUCUCUAUAUACACAGAUUUUCCUGCAAAGCUUGAAGAAUAGAACCAACCUGCUAAUAAUGAUGGUGGAUAUUUUUUUAAGACUAUGGUAUGGGCUUGAGAGAGGACGAGUGGGAGUUUAGGAGAAAACAAGUAUUGGCUGCUGAUGUGAUGCAUUUAAAAGUGAGACAGGGUUUACGAGCCCAUGACAGUCCCGAGCUCGGUGUUUCACGGAGCGAAUCGUAGAUCGUCCUAUCCCAUGUUCCCCUAGUGACGUUUGUCACACUGGAAAAGGCCGCAGCAACCGUGGCUCGGGUUUUUAAUCCUAAACCGUCACCUUUAGGAUGGAACACUUUGUUCGCUUUUGAAAAAAAAAAAAAAAAUGAUGUAAAACAAGAGCUACUUUUUUUACUGAUGGAAAAAACAACAACAACAGAAAACUAAUCAUGAAUAGCAAUGAGGAUCCUUAUGGACGUGAAUUCUGGGGGGUUUGUGAUAUUUCCUUCCCAACCCAGAAGGGUUUUCUAGAUCUGUUCCUUUUCUGUAAUAGACAUUUGUUAUGCACUACUCUUUGUAUCUAGAUAGUUAGCUAUCAGUCAGCUAUUUUUUUGUUGAGAGAGAGAGCGAGCGAGAGAGAGAAAUAGAAAUUGUGUGCUUUCUGACUGACGUGAUCUUUUGCAAUACCUCAAUUUUGAAAUAUAAUAGGAGAGAAAUCAAUAUUUUCUAAGUAAGUUUAUUCAAAUACAAAAUAUAUAUUAAUUUAAAUUUGCAAGAAAAUGAUUUAACAGAUUGUUAAUUUUAUUUUUGUCAUGUUUAUUUGCUUUUAUGUUUAAUUUUAUUUUUUUGAGAAAAAAAAUGAUAAAAAAAAAGCAACUGAAGGAGCUAGAGCUUUAUGACUUUAAUAGAGUAAGAGUCAGCUGAAGUAGAGAGACGACCUUAACACGGCGUAAAUGGAGAGAGAGGUUCGCCACCCACACGCCACAGUGUUAAAAAAAGAGUUCAUACAAAAUCCUACUCCAGAGAAAAACAAAAUUAAAAAAAAAAACCAACAAAAAAAAAAAAAACAUGGAGUCGACAUCCAUUAGGUGCUUAAAAAGUCAACUGACGAUACUUCCCUUGGUUUUGUAUGUUUAUAAUCAGUCAUUUACUGACCAGUGAAACUAAAUUUUUUUUGUUUGUGAUUUUUUUUAAAUGAAAAGCUUUUUUAUGUUUCUUAAGUGUAGCCCAUUUGUUUUGUAAAAGCAAAUUGCCCUACUUUGUUAACCUGACCUAAUUUAAGCUAAACUGAUCUUCGAGGGUUCUUGAUUAAAUGGAGAAAAAGGAAAGAAUGUUCUUUUUUUUAUUA
Pangasianodon hypophthalmus (striped catfish) is the source of this 5418-nucleotide messenger RNA. RefSeq names its product cytoplasmic polyadenylation element binding protein 3 (gene cpeb3). Gene Ontology annotation, molecular function: ribosome binding; mRNA 3'-UTR binding; mRNA regulatory element binding translation repressor activity. The record is from RefSeq and is a predicted model, not a curated record. The transcript has 10 exons. Gene Ontology annotation, biological process: negative regulation of cytoplasmic translation. Lineage: Eukaryota; Metazoa; Chordata; Actinopteri; Siluriformes; Pangasiidae. Gene Ontology annotation, cellular component: neuron projection; nucleus; cytoplasm. The coding region runs from base 82 to 2244 and encodes 720 amino acids.